AUAUUUGCUUUAUCGAGCUUGUUCACCUGUUUACGCAAUACUUAGAGCUCGGGGGUUAACUCUGCUUCGGUAUUGGGAAAAUCCGGCUGCAGAAAGCGUGGCUGUAUGAUAAGAUGAGGUUAUAAAUUCCCGCGACUCGGUGAAAUUGGCCUGCUAAUACAGUUAUUUAGAUCCCAUAUCGUAGCUUGUCACACACAACAACUGUAUUAGAUUGUUAGAACUUAGAUUAUUACCGGAGAACUCUAGACGUUUAUACAUUGGAAGUUAGGUAAUCUAUUGUAAUGGGCACUACUUUCGGUUUACUUAGCACUCCUCAGUUCGAAGUGCACGUGGUAACCGGUGACCGUCGUGGAGCUGGAACAGAUGCCAACGUGUGGCUUGUAAUUCACGAUGAUCACGGCCGGAAAUCUCCUUCGGUCAAGCUAAACAAGUGGUGGAGAAACGAUCAUGAACGAGAUACCACGAGCGUUUACGAGGUGUCUGUCUCUGAAGGUUUCGGUCCGGUCACUAAGGUCGAGUUCUGGCGAGAUUCUGUCGGUUUUGGAGAUGCUUGGUUUGUAGAUAGAUUCGAGGUGCAUCACUUAUCAACAAAAAAAGUAUAUUACUUCCCCGUGCACCGCUGGGUGGCUGCUAAUGUCCACUACUUCAUCUAUGAAUACGACUGCUCACUACCGGAAGAUGACCACAACAAACAACAACGCCAGGCCGAACUUCGCCGAAUCAGGGAGGAGUAUCAAAUUAAGGUUCACGUGCCAGGUGGGCCAGCACAGAGCUGGAAACUGCCACACGACGAGAAAUUCAAGGGAGACUACAAGUGGGACAUUAUCAAGACUAAAGGUAGUCUUCUUCUGACGACUAGCCUCAUCAACCUAGCUAGUAAAGACAAAUGGGAGUCUUUGGAAGAUUUGAAAACUGUGUAUAAAUUUAGCCUCGAGGAACCAAAGUGUGUCCAGUACUGGACAGAUGACAAAUGGUUUGGUCUCCAGAGAGUCCAAGGAGCUAAUCCCGUACUUAUCACUCUCUGCACAGAAAUCCCGUCAAAGUUUGGUGUAGAGCCUGAAAUGGUGAAACCAUUCUUGGAAGGGCUGACGUUAGAAAAGGCGCUCUUACAAAAACGGCUAUUUAUUGUUGACCUCAAGAUACUCAAAGAUGUUGCCUGCAAAGAUGCCCGCAUGUUGACAGCUCCUAUUGCUCUCUUCUUCCUCAAUGACAGAAAAGAACUGAUGCCUAUUGCAAUUCAACUUUUUCAAGACAAGGGUCCAGAUAAUCCGGUUUUUUUACCAAGUGAUCCUGAAUAUACUUGGUUGUUGGCCAAAAUCUUUUACAACAAUGCUGAUGCCACGUACCACCAAUCAUGCACACACCUCGGUUUUACCCACUUGUUGAUGGAAGGAGUUGUGGUGUGUACCCACAGAAAUCUGUCUCCAUCUCAUCCACUCUUUAAACUCAUGGCUCCACAUUUCUUGUACCUUCUGGCUAUCAAUGCGCGAGGGCUAGAAAAGCUGAUAUCUGAAAAUGGCUGGGUCGACACGACCAUGACUGUCGGUAGAUGCGGAAUGUUUCAACUCAUCAAAAGGGGUUUGAAGCAGUGGCACGUGGAUGUGAAUGGUAUUAUACCUAAUGACUUCAGGGCUAGAAACGUUGACGAUCCUGCCAUUCUUCCAAACUACCCUUAUAGGGACGAUUCUACCGCUAUUUAUAAAGCAGUCCGUAACUACGUCACCAGAGUUCUCCAGUUUUACUAUGACAAACCGGAGAAAGUUAUCAAUGAUGUGGAACUCCAGAAUUGGCGAGAAGAACUAGUUCUGAGUAGGAAUGAAGGUGGAAUUGGCUUGGUGGGUGUACCAGGAGAAAAUGAAAAAUUCACCAUGGUGGAGCAGGUUAUUGAUAUGGUGACUGUUAUAAUUGCAAUCUGUAGUAUUGGUCAUGCUGCCGCUAACUUUCUGCAAUAUGAGGAAUAUGGUUUUCCACCAAACUACCCUGGAAUUGUAUAUUCAGAAGUUCCAAAAGACAAGGGGCCACACACACUCGAAGAUGUACUGAAAACGUUACCUGACAAAGAAACGUCACUCGACAUAAUGGUGAUAACAAAACUUCUGAGUCGUCUAGGAACCAAGCCACUGGGAGAUUUUGAAGUAAAAUACCUGUAUCAUCCAGUUUGUUUGAAAGCAGCUGAAAAGUUUUGUGCAGAGCUCAAAGACAUCAGUACAAGAAUUCAAGUUCGUAAUGAAAGUGCAGAAUUUCCAUACCCCUGGCUGGAUCCUAAGAUUGUUCCAAAUUCUAUUAGCAUCUAAAAGGCAGCAAAAUGUGUUUUAAUUACUACAUAGCAUAUAUAAUGUAUAGUGAUUUUUUAUAUGUUUUUAAUUUCACAUUAAAGCAAGUAUUUUUUACGAAA
Molecule: messenger RNA, 2395 nt
Organism: Limulus polyphemus (Atlantic horseshoe crab)
Lineage: Eukaryota; Metazoa; Arthropoda; Merostomata; Xiphosura; Limulidae
Product: allene oxide synthase-lipoxygenase protein-like
Exons: 15
Coding region: 282-2294 (670 amino acids)
Biological process (GO): lipid oxidation
Molecular function (GO): metal ion binding; oxidoreductase activity, acting on single donors with incorporation of molecular oxygen, incorporation of two atoms of oxygen; protein binding
Source: RefSeq, a predicted model, not a curated record